Apiotrichum porosum is the source of this 357-nucleotide messenger RNA. RefSeq lists its product as uncharacterized. The record is from RefSeq and is a predicted model, not a curated record. Lineage: Eukaryota; Fungi; Basidiomycota; Tremellomycetes; Trichosporonales; Trichosporonaceae. The transcript has 3 exons. The coding region runs from base 1 to 357 and encodes 118 amino acids.
AUGAAGUUCGCUCUCAUUGCCAUCACCCUCGCCAGCCUCGUCGUUGCUGUCCCUUUCACACCCGAGGAGAUCCGCGCAGGUGCCGCUGCCCGUAUUGGAUCUCGUGACGCCGGGGUCGUCGAGGAGGGUCACACCAUGCGCUCUCUGGACGACAUGUCUAACGCGGAUGUCAUGAAGCGCGCUUGUUCUUACAACACGCCUUGCAACUGUUCUGGUCUUAAGGCUGGACUCUUCUGCGGUGACGGCGUCCUUGGCUGCACCCGUGGUCUUGUUUACCAGUGCUCUACCGACGGCCACACUACCUGUGUCUACGGCCCUCGCAACUCGUGCAAGAAGUGUAACGCGCUCUCUUGCUAA